CAGAACCUAAUAAUUAUUUUAUCUUACUGUAGACUAUAAUAUGAACUCAUAUGAGGAAAAGUAGAAUUUACAUGUAACAAAACAAUAGCAAUACCACUGUUAUUUACAGUAAAUAGGAACUGCCGUGUGCCACAAAAUAAAGAUUCACUUUGAACAAAACACUUCCAUGCUAUUGUUAAUUGGAACAAAACAAUUGAAAAUAAGACAUGAUUUAAAAAUAAUAAUAUAUUGUUAUUUAGGUAUUAAACUACCUGGAGCAUCAACUGAAGACUGUUUAUGGUACAACAGAAGGGAUCGGCUACAAGUUACGCGUCUUGUGCAGCGUAUGUCAACCAACACAGCAACCUCAUCUGCAUGAUCUUGAGGAUUGUCUGAAAAAAGAUAAAGUUUCGUGUGGAGAUUUGUCAAUGAAGACUUUUCGUUUCAAAAGACUUUUUUUAACAGAUAUUCCGGAUAAAUCCUUGUCUAUGGAUCCACCUCAUAGUCCCGUGUUCACAGAUUCCACACACAGAGAGCAGAUGUCAGAUGUUCAAGAUAAAUCCUUGUCUACGGAUCAAGUUCGUAGGCCUGUGUUAACAGAUUCCACACAUGGAGAGCGAAUGCCAGAAAUGUCAGGUAUGCAGUUUAAUGCUUUUAAAAUGGUUGUCUCAAACUGGUUCGAUGAAAACAGAUGUCUUAGUAUGUUGAAAGUGUUGUUCAGAGGUAUGGUGGACAAUGUGAAACUAGCAGAAAUAAAUAAUACGAUAGACUUGCUGAAUGAAGUGGCUGUACAUGGUAAGAUGAGUGCAGAGGAUCCUUCUCUACUGUAUGACACCAUCAGAAUAACUGGACAUUUUGCUCUUCAAAAGAAGAUCCAAGAAACACUGCCAUCAUUCCCGGAUGUUAAAGAAGGAACCAUUUCAACAAGUUUCAUUCCACACAGACAAAAACUAAUGAAAUUGGGGAAGACUUUAACUGCAGAUAACGUGACGCAGAUCGACGGAUUGUAUAAUACACCUCGUAAGAUGUAUACCGACAGUUGGAGUAUGAUCACGGAUCUAGAAGACAGACUGGAAAUCAGCGAAGGAAAUAUGACGGUUUUCAUGAAUUCUUUGAUACUGCUUAAGCUUCCUCUGGCAUUGACCGCAUUGACAGAAGAUACGAAGCGCUUCUGUCCCUGAUUCACAUGCUUAAGUGUUGCUGCUGUAUUCAGCGC
Molecule: messenger RNA, 1195 nt
Organism: Anneissia japonica
Lineage: Eukaryota; Metazoa; Echinodermata; Crinoidea; Comatulida; Comatulidae
Exons: 5
Coding region: 408-1160 (250 amino acids)
Biological process (GO): regulation of apoptotic process
Molecular function (GO): protein binding
Source: RefSeq, a predicted model, not a curated record